Messenger RNA from Rotaria sp. Silwood2, 387 nucleotides. Lineage: Eukaryota; Metazoa; Rotifera; Eurotatoria; Philodinida; Philodinidae. The record is from the annotation of a GenBank genome assembly.
AUGGAGAUAACUAAAAUAUCACAACUACCGUACAAAACGAUAGUUGUCAGUAUUAUAAUAUUAAUUCUAUUACUUUUGUAUUCGUUAACAAACAAUGCAGGUGAAACUAAUGAUGACGAAACAACUGUAUCUCUUUGUCAAAUACGUGUUCAAUUCGAUGGAUUGUAUGGAUUCGAUGAUCGAACACUUGUUUCAUUAUUGGCUACAUUAAAAAUGCAUGAUUUUCUUAUUGGGCAACCUGUAUGGGGACCAUCGGAAACUCUUCUUUAUCUAUGUGAACAUCGACUCAAAAUAGGUUUAAAACAAUCAACACUUGAUAAAGAACUACACAAUGUGAUAAAAGAUGGUCCGGUAUCAUCAGGACGUUUUGCUUGGUCGUGUGCUUGA